GCUUCUCUGCCUGUCGAUAUCAACGACCCUCCGGCUUCACUUUCAUCCUUCCUCUCCUCCCUCAUCACUCCACACUUUUUCUCGGACAGAAUCGAACACUGAGCGCUACACAAAGCUCGUGUCAUCCAUCAGAACCUCGAUACCUUUCCCAUCCGUCUCGAAUCUAGCUAUCCAUCAUGUUCAGGAACAACUACGACAACGAUGCCGUCACCUUCUCCCCGCAAGGUCGGAUAUUCCAGGUGGAGUAUGCACAAGAGGCUGUGAAGCAAGGAUCUGUCGUCGUGGGGUUGGUCAAUAAGACGCAUUCGGUUCUGGUUGGCUUGAAGCGAAACGCCGAAGAGCUCUCCUCGUAUCAGAAGAAGAUCAUCGAAGUCGACUCCCACAUGGGCAUUGCCAUCGCCGGCCUGGCCUCCGACGCCCGGGUGGUCUCCAACUUCAUGAAGCAGCAAUCGCUCAGCUCCCGAAUGACCUACGGCCGUCCCAUCCCCGUCGACCGCAUCGUGACCCAGAUCGCCGAUCGCGCCCAGACAAACACCCAGCAGUACGGCAAGCGGCCGUACGGCGUCGGCCUGCUGGUCGCCGGUGUCGACGAAGCCGGCCCGCACCUGUUCGAGUUCCAGCCCUCAGGCAUGAUCCACGAGAUGCUCGCCUGCGCCAUCGGGGCCCGUUCCCAGAUGGCCCGCACGUACCUCGAGCGCCACCUGGACGAGAUCGAGUCCAGCUCGCGCGACGAGCUCAUCACCCACGGCCUGCGCGCCCUCAAGGAGACCCUCUCCCAGGAUAAGGAAUUGACGGUGGAUAACACCUCUGUUGGAGUCGUCGGUCUGGCGGGCAAGGGCGCCAAUGGGAAGAUCGAGAGCUUCAAGCUCUACGAGGGCCAGCAGCUACUUCCGCUGCUGGAAACGGUGGAGCAGCAGGAUUCGGGCGAGACGAAAGAAGGCGAAGGGAUGGAGGUUGAUUCAUAGGUUUUGAAAUGAUGCCCAUAGACAUGAAUAUGUUGAUGUUGACAACUGGAUCCCGG
Molecule: messenger RNA, 1021 nt
Organism: Aspergillus candidus
Lineage: Eukaryota; Fungi; Ascomycota; Eurotiomycetes; Eurotiales; Aspergillaceae
Gene: pre5
Product: proteasome core particle subunit alpha 6
Exons: 3
Coding region: 177-965 (262 amino acids)
Biological process (GO): ubiquitin-dependent protein catabolic process
Cellular component (GO): proteasome core complex; nucleus; proteasome core complex, alpha-subunit complex
Source: RefSeq, a predicted model, not a curated record